AUGCCACCAACUUUGAACAAUGAGCUAGUAAGGAAAAUUCAUAGAGAUUAUAUUGAAAAGAAUUUCCCAAGUAGCCAUAAUAAUACUAUCAACCCUCAAGAUUUUGAAAUUCUUUCAACAAUUCGGUAUGAUCCUAAUCUCUCUCCUAUUUCCCCAUUGAAUUAUGAUGAUAUCACACCUCAAAAUUUCUUCUUACUCCCAGAGCAUACUAGUAGACUACAGUUCUCGAUGAAUUUUUUUCAUUUGUUAUAUGGGACAACCCCAGAUUUCGAAAUAACAGAAUCUUUUUUAUAUGAACAAUUAGUUCAAGCAAUGGAGAAGUUGAAGAAAUCGGUAUUGUGUUCGUACAAAGUUCGGGGUUUGUUCAAAUUAGAUGGAUCAGUGACUUUUGAGAUGUAUGAAGUUCCUAGUAGGCAUAAUUUGUUAAGUGGAAUCUUUCCUGAUUUGGGAACAUUUCCUGAAGAACUUGAAUUUUUGAAUCAUCCUGAUGACGAGAAUGGAGAUGAUGUGAAUUGGAAUGUGUACAUUAACAACAGUCCCACUUUGAUCUCGCCGUUCACAUCCUUCAAAACUACAAAAAGAGAAGUAUACAACGAGGCAAGGAAAUUAUUACCUGGUACCAAUCCAGGUCACGAAGAGGUUAUCCUUUUUAAUACUCAGAACAAUGUCAUGGAAGGAAGCAUUACUAAUAUAGCCGUUAAGAGGGAAUCAGACGGGAAAUGGGUGACUCCACUAUUAAGUUCGGGUUGUCUCUGUGGUGUUGCGAGGCAUUUUUUGCUACGCAAGAAUUUUAUAGAGGAAGAUAAUGUGACAUUAGAACAGUUGAAGCCGGGUACAAAAGUUUUGCUAAUGAAUGGUAUUAUGGGGGUGUUUGGGGGUACUAUUGUUGGGUAA
This is a messenger RNA of Candida dubliniensis CD36, 894 nucleotides long. Its product is annotated as aminodeoxychorismate lyase. Lineage: Eukaryota; Fungi; Ascomycota; Pichiomycetes; Serinales; Debaryomycetaceae. The transcript has a single exon. Gene Ontology annotation, molecular function: catalytic activity. The record is from RefSeq and is a predicted model, not a curated record. The coding region runs from base 1 to 894 and encodes 297 amino acids. Gene Ontology annotation, biological process: carboxylic acid metabolic process.